Messenger RNA from Suncus etruscus (white-toothed pygmy shrew), 960 nucleotides. RefSeq names its product olfactory receptor 8U1-like. The transcript has a single exon. The record is from RefSeq and is a predicted model, not a curated record. Bases 1 to 960 code for a protein of 319 amino acids. Gene Ontology annotation, cellular component: membrane. Lineage: Eukaryota; Metazoa; Chordata; Mammalia; Eulipotyphla; Soricidae. Gene Ontology annotation, biological process: sensory perception of smell; G protein-coupled receptor signaling pathway. Gene Ontology annotation, molecular function: odorant binding; G protein-coupled receptor activity; olfactory receptor activity.
AUGGCCCAGCUGAACUGCACAGAGGUCAAAGAGUUCAUUCUCCAGGGCCUCACAGACCAACAAGAGUUAAAGAUGCCCCUCCUGAUGGUGUUCUUUCUCAUUUAUCUCUUUACCGUGGUGGGAAACCUGGGUUUGGUCUUUCUCAUUAGAGCAGAUACAAGACUCCACACCCCAAUGUACUUUUUUCUCAGCAACCUGGCCUUUGUAGAUUUUUGCUACUCAUCUACUAUUACACCAAAAAUGCUUGGGAAUUUUUUAUACAAGUACAAUGUUAUCUCCUUCCAUGCAUGUGCUACUCAGUUAGGCUGUUUCCUCACCUUUAUGAUAUCAGAAUGCUUGCUACUGGCUUCAAUGGCUUAUGACAGAUAUGUGGCCAUUUGCAACCCUCUCCUGUAUAUGGUUGUGAUGUCCCCCCAAAUUUGCAAUGUGCUGGUAGUUAUCCCCUAUACCUAUAGUUUCUUGACAGCUUUAUUCCAUACUAUUCUCACUUUUCGUCUCUCUUACGGCCACUCCAAUAUCAUCAACCAUUUUUAUUGUGAUGACAUGCCUCUGCUCAGGCUAACUUGCUCAGACACUAACUCCAAACAGCUUUGGAUCUUUAUUUGUGCUGGCAUGACAUACAUUCCCUCUGUUUUGAUCGUCUCUAUCUCCUAUACAUAUAUUAUUUCUGCCAUCUUAAAGAUGAAGUCCGCAGAAGGCAGGCGCAAAGCUUUCUCCACAUGUGGCUCUCACAUGGUGGCUGUCACCAUAUUCUAUGGGACCCUCAUCUUUAUGUACUUGCAGCCUAGUUCCAACCAUUCUCUUGACACAGAUAAGAUGGCCUCUGUCUUCUACACUGUGAUCAUUCCUAUGUUGAACCCCUUGAUCUAUAGUCUCAGGAACAAGGAUGUGAAAGACGCCCUCACAAAAGUCAUCGUAAAUAAAAACCAGGCUUUUGCGUUUGUGAAAUUUGGAAAAUGA